Effrenium voratum is the source of this 1572-nucleotide messenger RNA. NCBI's taxonomy places the organism in Eukaryota, Dinophyceae, Suessiales, Symbiodiniaceae. The record is from the annotation of a GenBank genome assembly.
AUGGUGGUGUACGAGGUGAUUCUGAAUGUGAACAUCAGUAUCGUGGAGGACGCCUACCACGAAGCAAAGCAGCGCCUCUCGGACGAACGUUACAUGAGCCGGCAGCGGAACGAGGAGCCUGAGCUCUUCCCGGACCGCGUGCGCCGGGCGCUGGAGGAGGAGUCCCCGGAGCUCGACACCUUGGAGCUGCUCUAUGGGCAUCACGUGCAUUCGGAUGCGGAGAGGAGUUCUGCGGAGCCCAACUUCCAUCAGCGACUGCACCCGCACGCCCCCCACGGGUCCGACGCCACCGACACAUCUGAGUCCAGCGGGCUCUUCUCGCGGACCGUGUCCGGCAAGUACAUCAGUCCCCGGCUCCUGGAGAGUCCCAAGUUGCAGAGAGCCCUGGUCUCCACCUUUGCGGAAACCCGGCAGCGCGCCCAGUCCUUGCCGGCCCGGGGCUUCACGGAGAUGCCAGCCGACCCCAGGAGCUCGGUGGACGGAAGCUCUGGUGCGGAGCAGCUCAAUGUGUCACUGGGCACGUCUUCUUCCUCCGCGGAGUCUCGCGGUGGCCUCGAGCUGUGCAAGGAGGACAACCCGCCAGGCCCCGAGACGGAGAUGCAAUGCGUGGUGGUGCUGCCGCCGGACGUGGUGGAUGCGCUGGUGCAGCUGCAGCGCAGCUCCCAACAGCUGCGGAGCCAGGCUGGCUCCCGCAUCUCGGCCUUCGAGAGAGGGUUGGGCUUGGAUUUGGAGACCUGGGGCUGCGACUUGGGCUUAGACCACUUUUCUUUGGGAAUGGUGCAGGAUCAGUUGGAAAAACAGUCUGAAGAGCUUGCCAACAUGGAUCAGAAGUGGGGCAAUCGCCUUGAUCACUUGCAGCAGCAGGUCAUUGAUUUGCAGAAGAAGAAUGAUGAGGGCACCUCUCCCAGAGCAUGUGGUCCUCCUUCCCCACUCAGACAAGCGCAAUCUCCCUCAGCUGCGGGCGAGCCUUCUAUGCUGGUGGUUCUCGGCGGGUGGGCGGAAGGGGAGAGACGUGCUUGGGUUCAGGAACAGCUCAGCAGGCUUGUGGAGGCGGCAGGGGUGAAGGAAGCUGUUCAUGAGAUCGAGUUCUUUGGAAAGAGGCCUCGAUGCGCCAAAAUUCACCUCGUUUUUGCUGAAGGAAGCGGCAUUUCGGCCAAGCGGGCAGUGCAGAAAAAGGUCAUUGAGAAGCUCAGGGGCCAGCAGUGGAUUCCCCGCGGUAUGCAGAAAGCAGUGUGGGUGGUGCCAGACCGCUCGCCAGAACAACGGUGCGUGUCGAGAGCUAUGGCCAAGAUUGGGAGCUUCAUGCAGGAAGUGUGCGGCAAGCCUCGUGACCUGCUUGAGGUCGACAACUGGGGAAUUGCUCGGGCUUACUGUGGUGAUUUUAAAAUUACAGGAAUGUCGUCGGGCCCAAGGCCCACUGCCCCUCCUCGUGAUGAUGAGAUGGUGGUCUGGGUGGAGCGCGACGACAGCACCGGCACGUCCAUAUGGUUGGACAUGCUUGCCUUGUGCAAGGGCCUCGGUGCUACCAAUCCAGCGGAGAUGCUGCAGAAGUGGCGUGGCUUCCAGAAGUGA